Messenger RNA from Odobenus rosmarus divergens (Pacific walrus), 972 nucleotides. Its product is annotated as olfactory receptor 7G1-like. The transcript has a single exon. Gene Ontology annotation, biological process: G protein-coupled receptor signaling pathway. Lineage: Eukaryota; Metazoa; Chordata; Mammalia; Carnivora; Odobenidae. Gene Ontology annotation, cellular component: membrane. Gene Ontology annotation, molecular function: olfactory receptor activity; G protein-coupled receptor activity. The record is from RefSeq and is a predicted model, not a curated record. Bases 19 to 972 code for a protein of 317 amino acids.
AUCAGAUUCAUCAACAACAUGGGACCCAGAAACAAAACAGGGGUUUCAGAAUUCCUUCUUAUGGAAGUGACAGAGGAUCCAGAACUGAAGCCCCUUCUCUUUAUUCUGUUUCUAUCCAUAUACCUGGUCACCAUCCUGGGAAACUUGCUCAUCAUCCUGGCUGUCGGCUCCGACUCCCACCUCCACACCCCCAUGUACUUCUUCCUCUCCAACCUGUCCUUUACUGACAUCUGUUUAAGUACAACCACCAUCCCAAAGAUGCUGGUGAACAUCCAAGCACAGAAUCAGAGCAUCACUUAUACAGGCUGCCUCACACAGAUCUACUUUGUCCUGGUUUUUGCUAGUUUGGAAAGUUUUCUUCUUGCAGUAAUGGCUUAUGACCGCUAUGUGGCCAUCUGUCAUCCACUGAGGUACACAGUCAUCAUGAACUCCCACCUCUGUGGCAUGCUGGUUCUACUCUCCUUGUGCAUUAACAUUGUGGAUGCCCUGAUGCACAGUCUGAUGGUGUUGCAACUGACCUUCUGCACAGGCCUUGAAAUCCCUCUCUUCUUCUGUGAAGUUGUUCAGGUCAUCAAGCUUGCAUGUUCUGACACCCUCAUCAAUAACAUCCUGAUAUAUUUUGCAACUGGCAUAUUUGGUGGUAUUCCUCUGUGUGGAAUCAUUUUCUCUUAUACUCAGAUAGUAUCCUCUGUUUUGAGAAUGCCAUCAGCAGGUGGGAAGUAUAAAGCUUUUUGCACCUGUGGGUCUCACCUGUCAGUUGUGUCUUUGUUCUAUGGGACAGGUUUGGGGGUAUACAUAAGUUCUGCUCUUACUAACUCUUCCAGAAACACUGCAGUGGUUUCAGUGAUGUACACUGUUGUCCCUCAAAUGUUGAACCCCUUCAUCUACAGCCUGAGGAACAGGGACAUGAAGGGAGCCUUGAGGAAACUCAUGAGUAAGAUAUCAUUGUUUUUUCAGGAGUGUGUUGUUUAA